AGCAAAGACGAUCCAUUCAAAUCGUUCCCUUCCGCGAAGGACAGUCUCCGAAUAACUUGAACCGAACAUACGAGAUUCUCCCGCCAUUCAACACCACACAUCCAACAAUGACUAAAUACGCUGAACGCAUGAUCCCCCAGAUCUCCCUUACCAACUUUGACAAACGCAUCGACGAAAUCACCCAGCAAAUAUGCGCGGCUGCUGAGAAUGUCGGCUUCUUCGCCAUUGUCGAUCACGGUAUUCCCCAAGCCGAGGUCGACGCCAUGUUUGUCACCUCUGAAGCCUUCUUUUCACUAUCCGAAGAGGCCAAGCGCAGUGUCCCUUGGAACCCCCAGAAUGUGGGAUACGAGUGUCGCUCCCAGAUCCGACCCUCAACUGGUGAACCUGACCAGAAAGAGUCGUAUCAGCUCCAGUUUGGAGAAAACAUGCAGGGCAUGUGGAUCUCGGAUGACUACGCCCCGGGUUUCGAAACGAAGGCUCUCGAAUUCAUGCAUACUCUCCAGCAUGUGUCUGAGAAAUUGAUGAUUUGUUUUGCAAGAGGAUUAGGGUUCCCGGAUGAUUUCUUCAUCAAAGCACACGACAUCACCAAAUCCAACUGCCAGUCGGUCCUUCGGCUGCUACACUACUUCGAAACCCCCAAGCAAAAUGACGGCACAACCUACCAUCGUGCCGGAGCCCAUGCAGAUUGGGACUUUUUGACGCUGCUUUUCCAGCGAGGAGAGCAGUCCGGACUAGAAAUAUGCCCUGGUCGGGAGGUGGUCACAGAUUGGGCGUCUGGUGAUGCUUGGACAAAGGUUGUAUUUGAACCAGGAAGUAUCAUCUGUAAUAUUGGGGACCUUCUAAUGAGUUGGUCGGAUGACCGAUUCAAGAGCACUUUCCACCGCGUCAAGGCUCCUGAAGAAGAGGGAGAUUACUACGGUGAAAGGUACAGCAUUGCCUUCUUUAACCAGCCGUGUAAAGAUGCCUUGAUUCAAGGACCCAAGAAAAAGUAUCCCAUGGUGACGGGGGAGCAGUUUACGGCAAAUGCUAUGGAAUUGCAUUACAAAAGAUUGAAGCAGACACUAGAGGAGAAGCAAGGUUGAAUCAGGGAUCAGCAGAUGGAGCCGGAAGGGUAGCUGCAGUAGAAGGUUAAAUCGCAUACAGUAGCUCAUUUAAUUAAGA
This is a messenger RNA of Ilyonectria robusta, 1161 nucleotides long. RefSeq names its product putative leucoanthocyanidin dioxygenase. Gene Ontology annotation, molecular function: dioxygenase activity. Lineage: Eukaryota; Fungi; Ascomycota; Sordariomycetes; Hypocreales; Nectriaceae. The record is from RefSeq and is a predicted model, not a curated record. Bases 108 to 1082 code for a protein of 324 amino acids. The transcript is spliced from 2 exons.